This is a messenger RNA of Drosophila innubila, 12130 nucleotides long. It is a transcript of the gene bchs, whose product is annotated as WD repeat and FYVE domain-containing protein 3. The transcript is spliced from 18 exons. The record is from RefSeq and is a predicted model, not a curated record. Lineage: Eukaryota; Metazoa; Arthropoda; Insecta; Diptera; Drosophilidae. Gene Ontology annotation, molecular function: protein binding; metal ion binding. The coding region runs from base 1 to 10431 and encodes 3476 amino acids.
AUGAACGUUAUGCGCAAGCUGCGCGGCGGCUCUGCCAACACUGGCGGCGGCAGUGGCAGCGGGAAUGCAUCAGGCAGCGGCAGUGGCAGUGGCAGUCCCAGUGCGCGUAAUGCCAGCGAAGACGCACUGCUGGAUGCACGUAUUCAGAUGAGUCUGGCCACACUGAAAAAGCUCUUCAAUGAGUACACGCAUCCCAAGGAACCGCUUAGCGAAACCGAACGCGAUGGCAAACUCUAUGAAAUGCUGCCAUUGUUUUGCAAAGUGUUCAGCAGCUGUCCCGCCAAUGAUAUGAGCGAAAAGUUCUGGGAUGUGGUCGCCUUUUGCCAACAGGUUUCCCGCCUCAUGGUCAGCGAAAUACGCAAGCGGGCAUCGAACCAAAGCACUGAGGCAGCCUCCAUAGCCAUUGUCAAGUUUCUGGAGGUGGAAACAACGGAGGACUCCAGUAGCGGUUGGUUGCUCUUGGCCACCUUGAAUCUGUUGGCCAAUGGCGAUGUCUCGCUCAUACAGGUCAUGACAGCAGCAGCUGUGCCCUCCACCCUGGUAAAGUGUUUGUAUCUGUUCUUCGAUCUACCACAAGUGGAGGACGAUGAGCCGCCUGCUGAAGGCGCAAGUGUCAGUGAUUUUAAUGCCCAUGAGCGUCGAACAUUGUUGCAAAAGGUAUUUGUGCAGCUGCUGGUGAAACUAUGCUCGUAUCCAUAUCCAGCUGAGGAGCUAGCUCGCAUGGACGAUCUAACGUUGCUCUUCUCGGCCAUCACCUCGCCCUGUCCCAUGCAGAAUAUCGUGUGGCGCAAGAAUGCGGCCGAGAUACUGACCACCAUCUCAAGGCAUGGCUUGACCGAUGCCGUUGUUACUUAUAUACAUUCCAAGGGUUGCAUGGCGCUAUGCGUGGACAACAUGCAACGUUUGACGUUUGGAAACCCGCUGGAAAUAGUCGAAAUGUUUGUCACCGUGUUCUGUUUUCUCAAGGAUUCUAGUCAAGUAUCACAGAUAUUAAUGGACGACUUUCGUGCCUCCCAAGGCUACGUAUUUCUCAGUGACUUUUUGCUCAAAUUCGAUAAUGCACGCAGUCAAACUCUGGAAAUCCAGGCAGCUAUACGCAAUCUGGUCCUGAUGAUCUCAUCCCUCUGCAUGUGCGGCUUCUACGAGCUUCGUCCGCCGGCUUCACAGUUCAACACGGUGUUCAAGCUGCAGAACUUUCAACUGCCACAGGCAAGUUCACGGGAGACGUGUGUGCGGAAUGUGUAUGCAUUUCAGGUACUGCAGACGGUGUUCCUGAAAUCCACAACGCCAGCAUUAUGUUGCACUAUACUGGAUGCCAUAUCUCGUGUGUAUCACUCGGAGAAUGCCAAUUAUUUCAUACUCGAAUCGGAGCAAACGUUGAGUACAUUUGCGGAGCGCAUUCAUCAGAAGAGUCCACAAAUUCAGGAGAAGUUCUAUGAUCUGCUCGAGUUUAUAGUCUUUCAACUGAACUUUGUGCCCUGCAAGGAGCUAAUCAGUCUGUCCCUGCUACUUAAACACAAUCAAUCCACCUCGUGCAGCAUCCUCUGCCUCAAAACGCUUCUCAACAUUUUGCGACACAAUAGCGUAUUCAAGGAUGUCUAUCGUGAGGUGGGAAUUCUAGAAAUCUUUGUUAGCUGCCUCAAUCGCUAUGCGGAUCAUGUGCGACACAUAACCGACGGUGAUGAAUCGCUUGUUGUCCAACCAAAAGCAGAGCAGCAGGAGGAUCUGUUCGACACGUUGGGCAAGCAUGUGUUGGAGGCACUCACAAUGCUCCUCGGCGGCGGUGCCAGCAAUAAUGCACAGUUGUUCCGGGAAUAUGGAGGAGCAAAGUGCAUCCAUGAGCUGGUUAAAUUCAAGCAUUGCCGACCACAGGCAUUGGGCAUCGUACGUGAGCUGAUACUCUCCGCAGGUGGAGACGACGACAUGCUCUAUAUACUGUCACUGAUGCACAGCAUCAAUCCGCAUCAGGUGGAGUUCAAAAUACAAAUACUCAACAUGCUGUUGGGCUGCCUCAAGGAUUCGCAUCGCACACGCACAGUUUUUCGCAAGGUUGGAGGCUUUGUCUAUCUGACCAGCGUCUUUGUCUCGCUGGAUGGGAGCAUGGCACAGUUACAGCCGGGCAUUGCCCAGCAGGAUCUCAUUCUGUUGCUACAAAUUGUCUGCCAGACGCUGACAACUGCAAUGCGCUUCGAGCCAGCGAAUGCCAAGUUCUUUCAUCAGGAAAUCUGCAACAGUUCACUGUGCGAUACGUUACGUCUCUUGGGCUGCUUCGGAAGCGACACAGCCCUACAGGAUUUUACCGGCACCUAUGAGCCCCAGCAGACGCUACUAAAGUACUACCAUGACGUAUUCAGCGGUGAUAUUUUGAGUUUCAGCUUUUCCGAGGAUAUUCCCAGCUCAUUGUCCUACAUCUGUGUGGUAUUCCGACUGCUGUACAGUAUUGCAUUGGAUAACUUUGAGUCGCCUAAUUUGAGUGGCGUCAUUACGCUCUUUAGUGACCCAACGCCACAUACGCGCUCACCCAGCAAGGAGCUAGCGGCGCCAGUGCAUCCCAGUCAGUUGAAUCUCACGCAACCCGCACCGGAGCCACGCAUUGUGCAUCCUGGAGUGGUGCUCUGUAUGCUACAGCUGCUGCCCGGCGUGCAACACGAUGAGGCGUCUCUCCAGGCUAUUCAGCUGCAGGUCUACCUAAGUGAGAUCAUUAAGUCCUUGGUUCGCAGCGAGCGCAAUCAACAGAUCAUGUGCGAUCACGGCCUGGCCGAGCAGCUGCUAAGGCUAACACAUCAUGCUCUGGCCGAGGAACUGCAUCCGCUGCACGUGCCUAUGCAGUAUAUAUUGGAACGACUGGCUGCCCAGGCACUGCAACCUACAGAACUGCGCCAGUUUCUGCGUCUGGGCGAACCCUUGUCCUGCUCGGACAUUGAUCUCCAGCAGCCGUAUCGACAGGGUGGCCCGGUGCCAUUGACGCGAAUUAAGACGCUCGUUUCGAUGACAACGCCAAGAGAUUUUCGUGCUCACGGCUCGAGUACGCUGCCGCCGUUUGUGGAACUGGACAUGUCUGCCGAGGGAUUUGGCUGUCUGUAUCUGCCAUCACUGGCGCCUCAGGCCACAGCCACAGCUGGAGGCACCAUUGAUGCCAACACCAUUGGAGGUAUCGGUGCAGGUGAUCGCAUCUUUCCUCCGCAAACGGGUCUCAGCUUCUCCACCUGGUUCUGUGUCGAAAAGUUCUCGGAUCCCAAGACAGAUCCACAUUGUGUACGCCUGCUGACUUUGGUUCGCUCCAUUCACAGUCCUCGCGAGGAAAAUUUAGCCUGUUUGUCUAUACUGCUCUCAGCUAGGGAUAAGGCUAUUGUGGUCUCCACACAGGAGACUCUGGUCACGCCCAGAAAAAGCAUUGGCGAUUGGGAGCCGGAGGGAUCGGAUGAUGGCAUUGCCCGCAUCUGGUGUCCAGAUUUAUUGCAUGAAGGACAAUGGCACAAUCUGGUUGUGGUGCUCAACCGUGCCGUGCUUAAGAACUCUAGUUUAUCCCUCUAUUUGGAUGGAGUGCCCAUGCACACACAGAAACUGCACUACAUUGCCCAACAUCCAGGCGCAACGACCGCCAAUCUUACAUCGGCAACACAAAUCUUUGGCUAUAUUGGCACACCACCCAUUUGGCGUCGGUAUUCUCGUCUCUGCUGGAAGCAGGGCGUCUGUCAUUUGCUGGAGGAUGUGCUCACGCAGCAGACAGUGCAGACCAUCUAUCAGCUGGGGCCGCACUACAUGGGAUCCCUGCAAGCUCCACAGUUGGGCAAACAAGCUGAGCCUCUGGCGCCUCUGGUGCCCGAAGAUCGGGUGCUUCUCGGACUAAAUGCGAAGGCCGUUUCAAAGUUAACGUUGGUCAAGAUACGUAAGGUUUACAGUCGUGCGGAUAACAAGAGCAUUGCCAAGCAGCUCAAUAUGAAUUCCCAUGAGAAUGCUACGCCCAUCAAAAUUCUGCACAAUUCGGCGGGUCACUUGGCUGGCGCAGGUCGCUCACUUGGAGGCGUUGUUGUGGGCUAUUUGGGAGUACGUGUGUUUAGCCCGCAUCCAGUUUCGGCGAUGAUUGACACCGUUGGAGGCUGCAAUGUGCUGCUGGGAAUAAUUGCCAUGGCACAGGAUGUGGAGUCGCUGUAUGCAGGUGUCAAAGCGUUGACCUGUGUGGUGCGGAGUAAUCGAGCGGCACAGGCGGAAAUGGAUCGCAAGCGAUGCUAUCAGACGCUGGGAAUGUUUUUUAAAAAGAAGAAGCAUUUGCUGAACUCGCACAUUCUGCACUUGACUUUUGGAUUGGUGGGCACCGUGAACAGUGGUCACGACAUGUCCGCCAUUCCGAAUGUGACUGCCUUUCAGGAUUUGCUGUGCGAUCUGGAGAUUUGGCAUAAUGCUCCAAAUGGAUUGUUGCGCUCUUUGUUGGAGCAUCUGCUGGAGCUUGUUGUGGAAUCGAAUGAGAAGAAGCAGAAUGUGAAGAUUAUGCGGGAUUUGCAGUUGCUGGUGAAACUGUUGCACAUUAUAACCCACAUUCAAGAUCAUUCCACACGCGAGAUACUCUUCAAUCUGCUAGAGACUCUGCUAGGCGGACAGCCCAGGCACACGGAUCUUCUGCUCUUCGGCCAGUACGUGGCCGCCAAGUUGCCUCGCAUGCAAGAUGCAAAUGCGGAACGUGCAGUAUUGUUGCCUAGCAUGAAGCAACAAGCUGAAGAUCAGGAUGGCACCGCCCAGAAUAUAUACUUGCGCAAUCGUUGCCUCUCGUUGCUCCACGGAUUGCUGUUCACGCCUCGCAACACCGUCAACUACGUCAUCUGCGAUGACAUCUCCAAGACACUUGGCAUGGACUGGUUGCUGCUCUUUAUGCAGCCCCAUGUCCACUUCACCACAGUCAUCAUUUCAGUCCGAAUCCUGGUGGUAAUCUGCGCCAAUGAAAGUUUCUUAGUUCGCUUUCGGGAUGCAACCCAUAAUGGAGGAUAUCUACGCUUUACAGAAAUGGUUUCACAACGCAAGAUGCUGGGAUUGGGCGCCCAGCAGCUCAAUCAGCGGCCCAGCAAUGGCACUGGCACUGUGAUCGUGGCCACGCCUCAAAAUACCAUACAGCAUUUGCCCACACAAAUUGCCGGAGAGGUGCGGGCGGCAGCAUUAAAUAUACCCGGUUUCCAGUUGCUCGAGUGGCUGAUGCAGCAUCAUUUGGAUGUGCCGGAGCUGUAUUUUCUUGUGACUGCACUGAUUAUGGGACAACCUGUAAAAGUGCUAGCCACGGAGCAUACGAAAUUCGAUUUGGAUCGCGUCUGGUCAUUUCUAUGGGGUGCGCCAGUCUCGGCCAAUACGCAGCUGCCCAAGUUGAAUGUCUGUCCCGAGGGCAUCUGUGUCCUGCUGUCGAUGGUGCGUGCCAUUGUGCAUAGCGGAGACUGCGCCUCCUGGUUACAUAGUCAUCCAGAGACAAUAAUUCAACUGCUGUUCAGUCUGUAUCAAAAUCUUAACGACUUUACACCCGUAAUGAUGGCUGGAGAUGUGGUCACCUCGCUGGUUGCGGUGCUUUUCCCGCAGGUUUCACGAUCUAGCGAUUCGCAGCCAAAUAGCGGUGCUUCCACGCCCACCGAUGGCACUGGCAGUAGCUUUGUCCUGCCCCCGCCGGAAUCCCUGCACGCUGCUGUUGCCAAUCAGCCGCAACUGACGGCACAUCCAGUGCGCAAGUGCAUCAUUGAUUUUUUGCGUGUGAUUGUUGUGGAUUCAUUGGGCCUCAACAUGCACGGCAAGAGCACGCCUGUCAUUGAUCUUGUGCUGGAUGCCGCACCGGAGUCGGCAGAAUUGCCACUACAGGUGCAAUACCAGACGCAGAUCAUCAUUGCCCUCAUGGAUCAUUUAUUGGCCGCGGAUGUGCUAGUUGGGGAACAGGCGGCGCUGCCGUUAGUGCCACUUCUGCAAAGUCAUACCCAACACAUUGCUCCGAAUGUCUUCUACCUGACAGCUCGAAUCGUGGACAAAUUAUGGCAGGGCUGCCUCACCAGGAAUCCCCACGAUAUCUUUGACUUUGUCAUCAAAUUGAUUGGUCAGGCCAAGCGACGUUCUUCAUCAUUGUCGCUGGAGCACCUGCAUCAUUCGCUGAAUCGCAGCAUUUUGUUUCUGCUUUCGCGUCCCACCGACGACUCCAUUGCCGAGCAGAUGAGUGUCCUGGAGGCACUUCACAAGAUCAUACAACAUCGUCUGCUCAUCUUUGGCGCUGGCAAUCAUGAGCUAGAGUUCAUUGGAUGCCUCACCUAUUGUCUGCUGCAGUUGACAGCUGAUAUGAAGAUCAUCCUGGAGCCGGCGACAAGCCGCAACACGACCUGGCAUGUCAACCCACAAACGGAGACCACCGAACCCAAAGACGAGGACCUCAAUCAGCUGCAGGGUCGCAAUCUGAUUGUGGGCGCCGCCUUUCGUGUCUGGGAAGAGCUCUACGUGUGUAAGAAGCCCGCCAUUGAGGAGGUCUUUAAGAUAUCGCUUACCCCACCUCAGGCCAACUCCAAGGCGCCCGAUUUGCAGACCACGCGGGAGCAGGUUAUGGAGCUGGCCUCUAAGCUGUGGUUUAAUUACGUGGAAGCCGAACGCAAGGCGUCCUAUCGCGUGCCCUGGGAGCUGCACAAUCAGAUCCAAUCCAAGAUACAGAAGGUAACCGGUGGACUCACCCGUUUGGCCAGUCGCACCAAGGUAAAGAAGGAUGAACUGGUGCGAACCAAGUCGAAUAUGAGCCGGGAGUCGGCAUACGAGUGCACUGGCAUUCAUGUCCAGCUGAUCAAGGAUCUGUUGGAGCUGCGCACUAAGCAAUAUCAGCAAAUGCUGCAACAUACGCAGCGUUACGUCUACCAGGAUUGGGUGCAAUCCGAAACGGAGCUGACACGUGAACGCGGUCUUUGGGGACCAGCGGGCUGUUGCUCCCUGGACAAGUGGAUACUGGACACCACCGAAGGACCGCAUCGCAUGCGCAAAAAGACGAUGCGCAAUGAUGUCUUUUAUCUGCAUUAUCCGUAUCGGCCGGAACUGGAGCUGGCCGACAAUCGGCAACUUAAGUAUAAGGUGGCCUCCAGUUUGGAUAGCAAGACCUACUUCCAACAUGGCCAACAACAGCCACGGAUUCUGGCGGAGGCCGAGCAGCAUUUAAUUCAGCAGCAAUCCUCGCUAGAAACAACUCAUCCACACCGUUUGGAGGCAAGCAUCUCCACAUCGACGCCACCUCCGCCUGUGUCGCCCAAAUUGCUGGCGCAUGGAGCACCAUAUCCGCAGGAAUCUCUUGAUGGUAACGCGCCAGAGGAUGAUGAGGAAGAAGAGGACACAUCCAUGACCAGUGACAAUGAAACAUUUUUGCGUUUGCUCGAGGAGCAGGAAAAGAUUAGCUUUAUGUUUCGCUGUGCCCGCAUUCAGGGUCUGGACACCUUUGAGGGUCUACUGUUGUUUGGCAAGGAGCAUUGCUAUAUUGUUGACGGUUUCACGCUGCUGAAGAACAGAGAAAUACGUGACAUUGACACACUUCCUCUAGGCGCAUACGAUCCCAUAAUACCAAACUCGGGUGGUCAGACGUCAUCCACAUCGCGUGCUGUAAGCCAAAAGUUGAGACAGUGCUCUAAGUUUGCCUACGAGGAGAUUCGUGAGGUUCACAAGCGUCGCUAUCUGUUGCAGCCCAUUGCACUGGAGGUUUUCUCCGAGGAUGGCCGAAACUAUUUGCUGAGCUUUCCGCGCAAGGUUCGCAACAAAGUGAACCAACGAUUCCUGGCCCUGGCCACUGCCCUGAAUGACAAUGCCCAGCAAUCGGUGGCCGGACAGAAGCGUACGGCAAGCGUGGAACAAACUUCCGGACUGUUUAGUGGUCUCAUCGGAGAAACAUCCGUAACUCAACGCUGGGUUCGUGGCGAAAUCUCAAAUUUCCAGUAUCUAAUGCAUUUAAAUACACUCGCCGGUCGUAGCUACAAUGAUCUCAUGCAGUAUCCGGUGUUCCCUUGGAUUCUGGCUGACUACGAUUCGGAGGAGCUGGACUUUACCAAUCCCAAGACAUUCCGUGACUUCUCACGUCCAAUGGGCGCACAGUCGGACGAACGCUUGGAGCAGUUCCAAAAGCGUUUCAAGGAGUGGGAUGAUCCUCAUGGCGAAACUCCUCCUUAUCACUAUGGCACUCAUUACAGCUCAGCCAUGAUCGUAUGCUCCUAUCUGGUCCGUCUGGAACCCUUCUCCCAACCAUUUCUCAAACUCCAAGGCGGUCACUUUGAUCUCGCCGAUCGCAUGUUCCACAGCAUCAAAGAGGCCUGGCUAUCGGCCUCUAAGCUGAACAUGGCUGAUGUCAAGGAACUGAUUCCAGAGUUCUUUUAUUUGCCCGAAUUUCUGAGCAAUUUCAACAACUUUGAUCUAGGCACCAAGCAAAAUGGUGAAACAUUAAAUCAUGUCAUACUCCCACCCUGGGCCAAACAGGAUCCCAGAGAGUUUAUACGGCUGCAUCGAAGUGCUCUCGAGUGCGAUCAUGUUAGCCAAAAUUUGCAUUUGUGGAUCGACUUGAUCUUCGGUUGCAAGCAACAAGGGCCCGCCGCUGUGGAUGCCGUCAAUGUAUUCCAUCAUCUCUUCUAUGAGGGCAAUGUGGACAUUUAUAACAUUGAUGAUCCGCUUAAGAAGAAUGCGACAAUUGGAUUCAUUAACAAUUUUGGUCAAAUACCGAAGCAGCUAUUUAGAAAAUCGCAUCCGGCCAAGAAAAUGGCCAACUCACGUCACUCGGCGUUGAUCGAUCCCACGGCUUUGAUACAAGGCAACAGCACCGUGCUGCAAACAGAUCGAUUGUUUUUCCACAAUCUGGAUAAUCUGAAGCCCAGUCUACAGCCCAUUAAAGAGCUCAAGGGUCCAGUGGGUCAAAUACUUCAACCGGACAAAACGGUGUUUGCUGUAGAGCAGAACAAGGUGAUGAUGCCACCGUCGUAUACCAAAUACAUUGCCUGGGGAUUCGCUGAUCACUCGCUGCGCGUUGGCCUCUAUGAUACGGAUCGGGCAUCCUUUGUGUCCGAGGCGGCGGCACAGAACUCCGGCGAGAUACUGACCUGUGCCUGUCCAAAUGCCAAGAUGAUUGUCACAGCCGGCACCAGCUCCGUGGUGACCAUUUGGAAGUUUGAUGCAAAUCGCAAGAGUCUCAGUGUAAGGCAUUCCCUACAUGGCCACACGGAUGCAGUCACUUGUUUGGCCGCCAGCGCAGCCUACAAUGUAGUUGUCUCUGGAUCCCGUGAUGGAACGGCGAUAGUCUGGGACAUGUCGCGCUUCACAUUCGUUCGUCAACUGCGUGGACAUGCGGGAGUCGUUGCGGCCGUGGCCAUCAAUGAUCUGACUGGCGAAAUUGCCACCUGCUCAGCCACCUGGCUACAUGUUUGGUCCAUCAAUGGCGAUGCUCUGGCCAUGGUUAAUACGUGCGUGGGCAGCGCUGAUCGCAUGCAGCAAAUACUUUGCGUAGCCUUUUCACAGAUUCGCGAAUGGGAUCAACAAAAUGUGGUCAUGACAGGCUCAACGGAUGGAGUUGUACGGAUGUGGUCACUGGAACACACUCAGGUGCCCAUUGAUCGUAAGCUCAAGCGGGGAGUGGAAGUCGGCUCCCAGGACAAGCCCGAGUCAGGCUCAGUAGAUGACAAUAAGGCUGAUAAGAUAAAUAUUUUCAAGCAAAUGAAGAGCCUCUCUCAGCCAGAACCGGAACUUGAAAUUGUAAAAUCCGCUUCGGAGAGCAGCAUUUCGGAGUCUUCACAGCACAGCAACGAGUCUAGUAAUUCUGCAGAAGCAAUUGCCCAACCGGAACUUUCAGAAGAGCGCCGAAAGAGCUCGAUUACGGGUGCCAAGUCACUGCAUGAAAUGAAAUCGGCAACCGUAGACGCACCGGGCUGCAGUUUAGAACAAAAUACAAAUGAAGAGGAGCACAGCAUUCGUCCUAGUAAAUCGGACACUAGUUUGACUGAUGGCUUCGUUUUGCUAGAUAAUGACAGACAUCGAGGCGAACAGGCGCUUAGAAAAGGCUUCAAAUGGCAACGUCAAUUAAUGUUUAGAUCCAAGCUAACCAUGCAUACGGCCUAUGAUCGCAAGGAUAAUGCCGAACCGGCUAGCAUAACAGCGCUGACGGUGUCCAAAGAUCAUAAGAUCUUGUAUGUUGGUGAUGCACGAGGUCGCAUUUUCUCCUGGAGCGUUACUGAGCAGCCGGGACGUGGUGUAGCCGAUCAUUGGCUGAAAGACGAGGGCGCAGAUCAGUGUGUUAAAUGUCAUGUGAAAUUUACUCUUUAUGAGCGGAAGCAUCAUUGUCGUAAUUGUGGCCAGGUCUUUUGCAACAAGUGCAGUCGUUUUGAGUCGGAAAUCUCACGUCUACGCAUUUUAAAGCCUGUUCGAGUAUGCCAGGCUUGUUAUAGUCAGUUGCGCACGAGUUCCCUGGACAACUAGAGACAUCAGUUGAAGCGCAUUGUGUACCUAUUAUUAGAUAACAAAUUGUAAUAACUGCGUUUACUUUCCUUAAAAAAAAUUGUAACUGUUAAAAGACGUUGGGGCAUUAAUUUAAAUACUUCUUAUUUAUUAUAUAAUUGUAUACGUAUUAAUUUAUAAUAAUUUUAACCAAAAAAUUGUGUUGCGCUAAGAACAACCAAAGGCUGUUAUAUGAUUUUAUAUACUUUUUAAUUUUAUUUAGUAAAAACAAAACAAGUUGCAAUAUUUUUUUAUAAAUAAUUUAUACUAUUUAUUAUACACUGAAUAAAACCAUAAUAAGCAUUGCUACAUACGCAGCAAUCAUGGACAAUUUGUAGUAUUGUAAUUGAAUUGUCUUGUAAUAUUAUAAAAAUAUUUGACAUUCGAAUCUAUUUUGUGUGAAUAGCGUCAAAAUUUGUAUUAAAUCUGACGAUCGCACAAAAGUAUUGUUAUUCAAAAAGUAUAAAAGCAUAAAUUAUAGGAAAUAUAUUGUAUGUAUGUACGUACCAGUAAAGAACAGAACCCAAAUCAAUAAUUAGCUUACCAAAUAUUGCAAACGAGCACCGCCACUUAUAUCAAUUAUAAUAAACUAAACAAAUUUGUAGACAGACUUUUAAUGAGCAGACAGAACACCAAAUUAGCACACAACACACAAACCUCACACAGAAAAUAAUAAUUUAAAUAAAUGUUUAUAUAUACAAAUUGGCAAAUUCUAAAGCCGAAAAUGUUAAUAAAAAGACACUUUACUUCCAAAUGAAUAAAAACAAUUAACUGAAAAGCAAUGAUAAAUGUUGAUGUAAUAAAUGGGUCCUUAAAGCAAUAUUCUAAAUUGCUAACUAACUAAACUGAUAAAUAUAAUAAAAACGUAAUAUAUGCUAAAUAAAAACGUAGUAAAUUAAAUUCAAGCUGUCAUGGACAAUUCAAGAUUAUUUUUCUUCACUUAUGAAAAUUACAUCUAAACGAUAAAUAGAAGUUUUUCAGCAUACCUCAAAUUAAAAUUCCACUUCUUCUAUGCUUUGGACCCCCCUUUAUGCUAUGACAGCAGGCUCUAAACUGAAAACUUUGUAAAUAUAAAAGACAAAUAAUGAAGUAAACAAUAAAAGAGAUUUAGAAGGAAUAUAAAUUAGCUAAAUAAAAUGGUCGUAGUGCUAAAAAAAGAUAUUCGGUAUUUUGUAGAGCAUCUACAUGUUGCAUUGAUAAUAAUUUACAAAUAUUGUAUACAUGUGACAGCUAUAUACAAAAAUAUUUCAAUUUAAAUAUAUAUAUGUACUUCUGUACUGUUUAUGCCCAAAAGCGUCUUGGGGAAUCCCCUAAAAAAUGCAACCCAAAUCACACUUUCAAAAGACUUGAAGCACAUCAAUAAACAGCACAUUCAACAACUAGUUAUACAACAUUUCAACAACUAACCAAAAAGAGACUUUAAGCAAAUAACUACAACAUUUCAAUGAGAAGCAAAAGUAAAAAAUUUCGAGUAAUUGAAGAAAAUACACGAUCCCCUAGCCAAUUAAGUCUUACAAAAGAGAACACCAUCCGCAAAAACAAAUCCGAACAAAAGCGAAAGUAAAUAACGAAAUUACUAUAAAUAUAAUAAACAAAAAUAUAUAUAUAUAUUUAUUGUUAGCUCGUGUAAUAUGCGAAAAGACAAAAUACGAUUCAAUAAAUUGGACAAUGUUAACAAAAA